GACAGACGGAAACAGUCCUGGGAGUGGGCGUGGCUUCCUGUGUGAGAACCACCUGAGUAUUUGUGAAUGAAUCAGUGAGAGUCUGCAGAGCUCCUGGUUCACCUCCUCCUUCACUCCUCAGCUGCUCCUCUGCUGCUCCUCCGCAGUUUGUCAUAUUAACUUGUAUCUGUGGAGGAAGAGUUCCUGUCUCUGGUAAAAUGGUUUGGAAUCAGCUGCUCAGGAGGUUUGUGUGUUUGCUGCUCUCGCUCCACUGUGCUGCUGCUGCUGCUGCUGCUUCAGGUUGUGAAGGAGACAAAUGUGAAAAAGAUCCACCACCUCCUCCUCCUCCUUCAUCUCCUUCAUCUUCUUCAUCUUCUUCUUCGGUGGUGAAACUCCAGCAGCCCUCUCAGGACUUCUUGAGUCAGUUUACUCAGGUGAGCUCCCCAAACAGUGGAGGGGACCGUAAACACCGUGACGCCAGCGCCGUCCUGCCCUUCAUCGGCCUCACAGGCAGCGCUGAGCAGAGCCGCAGCUGCUGUAAAAACGGAGGAACGUGUAUCCUGGGCAGUUUCUGCGCCUGCCCGCAGUUCUUCACCGGGAGGAGCUGCGAGUACGACCAACGCAUCAGGAGCUGUGGUUUGAUUCCUCAUGGUGAGUGGGUUCAGAAAGGAUGCUCCUACUGUCGCUGUGGUUACGGCGUCCUGCACUGCUUCCCCCACGUCUUCCAUAAAGACUGUGAUGACUCGGAGGAGGUGCGUUGGUAUCGCUCAUCAGCUGUCAGGACAGUUCCCAACGCUUCCUGCUUCCUGUUUGUGACGCUGCUUCUUCCUCUGCUGGUCUUCCUCUGAUGGUUUAGGAAGCAGGAGGGAAACUCGAGGAUUUAUUUUGAACACUGAGCUGUUUGAAAAGGUGGAUUUCACCAAACAGUUUGAUUUGACGUGGUCCAGAUGUUCCAGCUCAGGACAAGGGAAGAUGUUGACGACAUUUCACUCUCAAUUAUCCUGAAGAAUAAUUUCCAUGACAUUCUGAGACAAUACGAGUCUUCUGCACAAAACUAAAACCUUUAGAUUAUCCAUCAAAACACGUGUUGAGAUCUUAUCGAAGAGGAAAAGAAUUUAAAUGAAUUUACCAAAGUUCAGUUCCUUUUAGAAAUCAAAGGAAAGAUCUUAAAUCCAGAUUUGUGAGUGUGUGUGUGUGUGUGUGUGUGUGUGUGUAGGAACUUGUACAUAAGAUUUUUAUGAAAAAUAUGUUUUUUGUUUUUUCAUCCUAGGAUCUGUGAAAAUCAGCAGAUUUUUUAUUUCUUUGUAAUAAAGAAGACGCAGAGUUUAUUCCACUGAACUUUGUGUUUUCUGUCUCGUUUGCACAAAACUGAGCUGAUGUGACUUUUGUACGAACAUGUUUCUCACUCUGUGUUUAUUAAAGUAAACUAUUGUUGUGCUGCAGCAGCAUCGAGCUCAUUUUUCAGAGGGACCAUAAAGAAUAAAAUGUUCAGGCUCUU
This is a messenger RNA of Paralichthys olivaceus (Japanese flounder), 1477 nucleotides long. The record is from RefSeq and is a predicted model, not a curated record. Lineage: Eukaryota; Metazoa; Chordata; Actinopteri; Pleuronectiformes; Paralichthyidae.